CUUGACGCACGGGGAUGUGUCAUGGCAGAGAGCGGAGCGCAGCAGCAACAGCAGCAGCAGCGACUCCUCAAACUAAAACCAGUCCUCAAACUCCGCCGAACUCCCCGGACACCGCGUAACCGGACUCUUGCCUCCGCGGCGUCGCUAGUGUGAGACCACCGGCCGGCUCGCAGACAUGGAGUUCAGCUGAAGUGUAGUAAAGGAGUCCCCGUGUCGGUCCGUUGCUACAACUUGAGCUCCAGCAGCCGUUUGGCCGCGACCACACCCUCCCCGCUUCCUCAUAGUGCUCUGCCCUGUAGCGGGAGCGCGCAGCCCGACUUUGAAUCUCCGGGAAUAACGGCCGCUUCCUCCAGCUUCGGCUUCCUCCGCUGCGGAACUUUCCAGAAGCUACGGACUGUUUGUUUACGGACUCUAAACUGGUAUGGAUAUGAGAGGCGAGUCCCCAUGGAGGAUAUGCGGGGCUACACACUUUUUGGUCCCGAGUUAAGACGCGGAGGAGGAGGAGGCGGCGGCGGUGGUGGUGGUAGAGGAGGAGAAGGAGGCGGAGGGGGGAGGAGGAGGUCGAGGCGGCGGUGGUGAAGGGCGGACAGACUGACGAUGCAUAUGGAGCCGAGGCGACCGGAGCAACCGCUAGCAUCUAACCCGGGACUGAGUCUGAAAAAGAAGAGGUUCAAAGUGGACUGAGGGUGUUUGUGUGUGCUGUCGGACGGUCAGUGGAGUUUAUUUUUUUAUUUUAUUUUAUUUUUUUUUUUACUUGGGAGGACUCGUGAAAUGAUGGUGCCAGGGGGAAACGCACCUCUCCCCGCUGCCCCGAAGAGCUGCCCGGGUGGUGCCCCGUUCGAAGCCCGCAUGAACCGGUCACAGUCAGCGGGAACAAGUCGGACAAGACCUCGGUGCUGUUACAGACGACUCACUGCGAAAUGAUGUUAUUAUACUCAGAGCACAGUUACAAAACAAAGUUUGCUUGAUCCUAAUCACAUAAAAGACCCUAAGAAAAGGCAUCUAAACAUAGCACAGAGGCAGUUUCAGCUAAUGUAAGGGGAUUCCUGAUGGGAAUGUGUUCUUAUUUCAAAAGAUAUAAGAAGAUUUCUGACAUUAUUUUUAUAAUCUCAAUCUGCACUUUGCCUUUUAGAAGGCAUUUUGGUGGCACUGCAGUUUGUGUGUGAUUACUUUCUUUUUUUUUUUUCUUUAUUCAACAACCUGUGAAUUCUUCCUGGGACUACAGUAAGAAUAUUGACUUUUGGAUGAUGAUGUUCAGGGCAUUUAAGAUGUAAUAAGAGCAUAUACCUUAACUGGCAGUUCCCUGAUUUCUCAUACAAUAUGUUGUCAGGAUUUUUUUUUUUUUUUUUUUUUUUUUUUUACUUUCUUGAGUGUGUUAUACCGUAGAAUUACUAAUAACCAAGGCGAAUAACUCUGGGAAUAUGCCAGAUCAUAGUCUAGGAUUGUAAUUAUAACAAAAUGGGGGAUGUUAUUCAAACAUAAGUAAAUGCAGUAAUGUAGUUUUGCUCUUUCUUCAUGUUUACAUUGAGAUUACAUGUCCUGUGUGUAUAUUAUCUAUACUCUGAAGGAAUAUAAGGCAGACUGUUGGGCCAGUUGUUAUUUAAUUGUAAAAAGUAGUGCAUUGAGGCUUAUCUUGGACAUGUCUUAAACAGUACAAUGCAGUGUGCAGCAGCAGAAAACUAUAAAUAACUGAACCCCUCUACAAGAGCAGUUUGACUCUGUCUCCACCCCCCUCCUUAUUAUGGCUAGUGGUGGCUCUGGGAAAUCUGCUAGUGAGGGAUCAACCAGCGCACCCAGUGGCAGUCUGCAGCAGAGGAAACGGCUCUCCUCCAUCUGUGACACCUGUAAAGGCAAGAUGCAGCUGGUGGCGGACCUCCUGCUGCUGUCCAGCGAGACCAGGCCGGUCAUGACGUCGGACGGUGUGGCGCUGGCCGACACCUUUGACCAGUGCAGAGACACGGUGAUCGCCAGGACUAAAGAGCUCUCCAUUCUCACACACGACAUCCAGAGCCAGCUCAACAUGGGCCGCUUCACCGAGGUGGGAGACCGCCUCCUGGAGAUGGCCGACUUGGUGGUGUCCUUGACCGAGUGCUCGGCUCACGCCGCUUACCUCGCAGCCGUGGAGACCCUCGGCUCUCAGCCCUGCCUUCCAGGUCUGGUGGAUCGUUAUAAAGUGACUCGGUGUCGGCACGAGGUGGAACAGAGCUGCAACGUACUCCGAGUCACGCCACUGCCAGACCUCACCCCCCAGCUCCUUCUCGAGCUUUCUCAGAACAUUUCCACCAACCUGAAGACUCUAACGGACAUCUCGUCGCUGGCCAGCGAGAGGUCCAGGGACCGCUUUGCAAAAGAGCAGUUCAAGCUGAGUGUUAAGAGCAUGAGCACGAGCGGCACUGCCUUCCUGGCGUGCGUUAAAGAGGUGAAAACCCAGCCCAGCGAGCUGACCAGGAACCGCUGUGUCCUCUUCAGCGCCGCUCUGGUGCAGGCCGUCAGCGCCCUGGUCGGGUUCGCCACAGAGCCUCAGUUCCUGGGACGAGCUGCGAGUAUCUCCACUGAAGGGAAGGCGGUACAGACUGCAGUUUUAGGGGGGGCCAUGAGUGUGGUUUCAGCCUGUGUCCUCCUCACUCAGGGCCUCAGGGACGUCGCCCAGCAUCCUGAGAGCAGCUCCAAAAUGGCAGACUACCGGGAGCGUCUGCGGAACUCGGCGUGUGCUGUUUCAGACGGCUGCACUCUGCUCACUCAGGCACUCAGAGAACGCUCCUCUCCAAGGACUCUGCCGCCAGUCAACUCUCAUUCUGUGAAUUAGCUUAUGUAGAGGCGAUACGAUGCCCAGGCCCUUCUGUCCUGUUCUGAUGUACCAAAGAGACUCACUGGGUUCUGCCUGUUCAUCAGGUGUAGUGUCACAGUAACAUCAGCAGAAGGCUGUCUGUGGGUUGGUAGUGGAUCCGAUUACACAGGGGGACGCUCUGCUCUGGUUGUUUUUUUCAGAAUAACUUAGUAAGCUGAGCUGCUUAUUAAAGAAAACAUUAAUUUCUAAAUUACCUUUUGGUUUAAUAACGAUUCACCAAGUCCAUGAUGAGAAAUGUCCCUGUAUCAGCUGUGUUUUAAAGAAUUAAUAGACUGUACAAUGUCAUCAUGGAACAUGAGUGAGAACUGUUUUCUGCAAAUGUGUGCACUAGUAUCCUGGUUUAACACACUACAUGUUAAAGAAGCAGCAGUGAAGCACACACUUUUCAGCAGGUCUUUAAAUGUUUCUACAAAUUCAAAAAGUAAAGAGUUUGCGUUGACUGACCAACACAUUUCUCAAACUGAAACUUGCUAAACUGUUAAAACUGUUUCUGUUUUGAUACUCAGCCUUAUCUGACUACAACUAUAUUGUUAGCACAGUAUGCUGAUGAGCACAGUAAUCAGAUUACUGUCGAGCAGAACACAGUCGGGUGUGAACUAGUUUUUAGUUUAAUGUUUUUGUUUCAGCCUUGACUGAAAUGAGUGCAGACCUCUAGAUAAAUGAUCAAAAUUACAUGAAGCAAAAGCAUUUUGUCAUAAUUAUCCAAAUAGUGUCUAAAUGACUUGAUUAAUCAACCAAGCAUUUCAAUUAUAUUUUUAUGUACAAAAUAAUCAACCACAAAGCAUGAGACAACAUUUCAUUUGCUUAAAAUAAGUAGAACUGAUACUAUCUGAUGAAUGUGGUGGAUUUAGAAUUAUUUAAUGAUAUUGUGGACAAUCUGAAACAUCUGAUUUUUGCUUCAUUGUGGAACUGUUAACGUAAACAUCAGAGCAGAGGGUCCCUCGGGCCCAUCGGGUCCAGCUCAGGCCCCGUCUGUGGGUCGACUCGUGGUCUUCAAACACCCACCGCAGGGGGUCGGCUUCACGCUGGAUGUGACCCCGACCCCCCCCUCUGGCCACGCCCACACGGCCCCGCCCUCCACAGUCCGACAGCAGCCUUCAAACCUGAAAAGUUUACCUCAGUUUUUCAGCUCUGGUGAUGAAAGCACCAGCCUCGAUGAUGGAUGUAGCCUCGCUGUGUGAACCUAUGGCUGGUCGACCUGCUCGAGUACAUGUGCUUUGUGAGAUUGAGAAGAGUGGCGAGUGUCCCCAUGCUUUGUAUUUUUUUAUUUUUAUUUUUUCCAACAUGUGUGAAUUCUUUCUUUGGUAAAAGCUGCUGUGAGUGUGUGCCAUAGGUUUUACACUAUUUACCAGACUUCCCAUAGUAUUUUAAUGUGUUUUGAUCAUGCAUGUAAUGGAGUAUUUAUUUCAACUAUUAAAAAAAGUUGUUUCUGAU
Sphaeramia orbicularis (orbiculate cardinalfish) is the source of this 4282-nucleotide messenger RNA. RefSeq names its product talin rod domain containing 1 (gene tlnrd1). NCBI's taxonomy places the organism in Eukaryota, Metazoa, Chordata, Actinopteri, Kurtiformes, Apogonidae. The coding region runs from base 1742 to 2806 and encodes 354 amino acids. The transcript has a single exon. The record is from RefSeq and is a predicted model, not a curated record. Gene Ontology annotation, molecular function: actin binding.